This is a messenger RNA of Sturnus vulgaris (Common starling), 12339 nucleotides long. Lineage: Eukaryota; Metazoa; Chordata; Aves; Passeriformes; Sturnidae. The record is from RefSeq and is a predicted model, not a curated record.
CAGGUGUGCUGUUGGGUGGAAUUUGACGAAAUCCUGCGCUGCGCCUUGCCCAUUCACGUAACUCGUGCUUCCUCUGGAGCCCGAGGGGUGUGGAGCUUGGAGGUCGGUUGGCUGAGGUUGAGACCAGGGCUUGAGGAUGCUCAGCGGCAGCACCCUGAUGUCCCGUGCUCGGGGCAGGUGCAGCCUGAUUGAGGCAGCAGAUGUUCUGUGUGCACGAAGGCCGGAACAGAUGAGAGUGCGGUUGCUGAUGCAGAAGUGGUUUUCUUCUAGGUUGCAUGCAGAGCCAUUGCUGUUGCAGCUGAAGGCCUAACUGCUAUGACUGAAUGGUCAGUAUGUGACACUUGCCUGGUGUUCGGUGCCAGGUCUGGACGCAGCUUUACAGCAGCAUAACUAUAUUAAAGCUAAACCCAAAAGGGUGGUUUGUUUCAGCACUGUUUAUUUCUUUAGUUCCCCAAAAUAAACAUGGAUUGGUGGCAGCCCAGGGAUGUAACACUCAGGAACAUGAGAGCGUUAAUUAUUUCAGAGGAUGCAAAUACAGGAUUGAACUUCAUCUUUGGAAGAUGAAGAAGGAAUCAAAUGGGGGAAAAGUCUCAUGGUUUUUUUUUCUUUGUCAUUCGUUUGCAGUCAUUUUAGGUUUGAUAGGAAGAUAAGAGAGCUUUUGCUUUCUGGGAUAGAUGAGUAAUGCAGCCUGCAUACAUAGUUUGUAUGUUCAAAUACAAUUUUGCACAGGAAUUUUAAAGCAUAGUACUUGUCUGUCUUGGAUGUGAUUUCACUGACAAAGUAUGUAUUUUGAAAGAAGUUUUGUGAUGUUACUACUUAUUGCAAAGAAAAGUAAAGGGGGUCUGGAAGAAACUAUCUGGUCUAGGCAUAGGGAAAAUGCUGCUUUUAUAAAUUGAGCUUACUAAGUUUAUCAAUGCGAGCUGCAAUAUGGAGAAAUAUAAAAAAGUUGUUUUGCUUGUAUGUAUCCUACCUUGCAGCCCCUGCCAAUGCUGUAGCCUUACCUCAAAUCGAAAGGAAGGCCAAAAUUGUAGUGGAAAUGUGUUGUUUGCUCACUGUUGAAUGACAGGUGUGCUUUUAAAGGGCUUUUAGACAUGGUCCACACUUGACUCGUUUGAGUAGCCAGACCUCACCUAGUCAACUCCAGACCUUAAGCAUUUGAAGUAGUCCCUGUGCAGAAACGCUUGGGCAUUUGCAAGAGUGUUGAUUGUAAAACCACACAGAGACAAUUGUGGAUCAUUACCCGGCGUGUUCCUGUGGGAGUGGUAGAGUAUCUGCUCUUCAACUCUGACUUAAUUUUUAACAGAGCGCAGCAACUCAAAAAUGCCAGAGCCUCCUCAGAAAGCCAGAAUCUGUGCACUAUGAAAGUAGAGACUUUCAGAUGUGUUGCAGGCAGUCCACCUACAGUCACUGCAGGAAAAGAUUAGAGAAUAUUCAUAUCUUCUCGGGUUUUGGGGAGACAGUUUGGAGGAGGUGAUGACACUGCUGAGAGGGAGGGUGAAGUUGAUUUCUGCUGUGGGGAAGCUGGCAUCUGUAGCAUCAAGAAACAGCUAUGGGAGAUGUACAGUAUUUACAGGAAAGUUUGAUCUAGGAUUUGAAGUCUGAACAGUCCUGUUAAACCUCUUUUCUCUCUUCUUCCACCUCACUAGUAAUCCUGUAAAGUGCAAGACUGCAAAUGUUACUGGUACCUUAAAAUAGGGGCUUAAAGGCCUGCAUGGCUUAGUUUCUUGAUUUGUUUCCUUUAUCCAGUAUUCAAAUACAUGCCCAUCCUUACCAUCUGCUGCAGAACUACCAGUGGAGGGAUAUACAGAGAAGACAACCAGGGAUUUCUCGCUAUGGAAUUGCUGUGAGAUGAAAGGCACUGAAUGAGGAAUGGGAGAGAGGAGCUGGAUGUGUUGGGCACUUCUGACCACAGUGGCAUCUGGACUGCUCCAUCAGUUAGGUCUUUCACUUCUUGACAAGAGGACCUGCAAUUUGUGUGGACUUUUUUCUGUCUGUGGCUAUGUCUGGCUUUGUGUUUUGACAAGGGAAGUUGACAUCUUGACUUCAUCUUCCACUUUUUUCGUCUCCAUCCCCUUUGGCCUUUUAUGUUCUCUCUGCCCUCCCUCUCACCUCCCACUGUUAUUUUUCUCCCUCUCCUCCUUUAGCCUCACAGUUUUGUAGGCCUCCCACCUUAUGUCCCCCCUCAGCCACUUCCACUGAGUGUGUUUCACUUCAGCUUCAACUGUUUUCAUUUCAGUUCCAGUCUCUGAUGCAGAUUCAUUCUGUGAUUUUGCAUGAGUUCUAUGUGGCCCUGCUAUCAAUGAUUAUAUGGUCCAUCUUUUUUGGUGGUCAGUGUGCAGGCAAGGACUUCAUCUGAUCAGCAUCUCCCUCUAUCUUGGGAGUGCCUCCAGUAGUUAAAUUGACAUCCCUGUAAUGUAUAUCUUCAGUUUUAUGUUUUCCAAAUAAGAUAUAAAACAUAACUAGAAAAUAAUAGUGGGUGAACUUGACCUCCAGUAAGUCUUAACUGCAUAGUCACUAUGUGUGGGUAGCUCAGUUAAAUCGCUUAAUGAAUAGGCAAGAAGCAUCUGAAACCAGCAAAACAGAAGUAUUAUUAUGCAACAGCAGUCAGUAGCAGUAGCAAAGGUCAUUCGUCCUACCCAGCAUCUCUAUCCAAAUGGGAAAAUGACUUGUGCUUUUUAAUUUUGUUAGGAAAACUGCCCCUGAAUUCAAAGUGGUUCAAUUCUAAAACAAGUUUUGACGAGUGGAAAUGUUUUAAUCUCUGUAAUAGAGUCUAUUUUUAAUUAUUGUUUUAGUUGAAAUUAAUUCAGUCCUCAAUAUUUGUUUGUGUGAAAGACUGAGUUUCCAGUAGCUAUGAGAACACUGUGUGCUAUUUCAUCUCUGCCUAGGUGUGGUGCUGGUAUUCAGGAGUGUUUUCUUUAUGAUUUUCUGUCUUCUGGUAUGUGCUUAUGUCUGGGCUUGAUUGGAAAUUGGAAAAUGUUACCAAGCAAAAGAUGUAGAAAAAGGCCUGCUGCAAGCUUGAAAUCUGUGAUAAUAUGACAGUGAAGUGAAUAAUAUUGAAUUAGUUUUACAGUAAAGCCCAGUGAUGUAAUUGCAUCCAAUGAAAACUGCUGCUAUUAUCCCAAGCUGCUUGAAUGCAUCUUCCUGGCAAGUCUGGUGUGAGCACACCUGAGCUGGGAUGGCCUCUGGAAGCCGCCUGUGAUGCUGCCAGGACAUAAGGGGCUGGUAUGACUGGUCAUCCUGCUUGCUUUCAUCAUUUGGGUCAUCCUGCUUCCUUUCCAUCUGUCCUGCUUGUCUGACAAGGUCUGCAGUGAUCUGUGCAUUGGUAAGGAGAAGAGGGAAGUGCUGGAGUGACUCUUAAACUGAUGCUGCUGGACUGAGCCUACUGUGCUGCUACUCUGCCCUCACAAGUAUGUUUCAGGAAUGAAAUCACUACUCUUUCAUUCCCAAAGUGUAUGUGCUGGUCCUGCUCGUGAAGUGCUUCUGUAAACAGUGAUGUGAUGACUCCAGUAAUGGUUUGGUUUUUUUUUUUUUCAGUUGCAGUAAGUGUUUUUAAAAGCUAUUUCAAAAUGAGGAGAAGGCAGAACCAAUGAAGAAAGGUAACAUGGCUGUGGUUUCACAGCAGGGCUAGGCUUACUUCCUGCUGCAUUUGAAAAUUAAUUUUCUGCUCAUUAGAUCCAGUAGCAGAUUCAAUCCCUGUGCCUUGGCAAGGUGUGCUUAGAGGACAUCAUUUCCACAGGAAAAUGUUCCUUCCUUUUUCCAGAAGAUAUUCUUGUGCUCUCCACACAUUUCACCUCCAGGUAUAUUCCACCUAAGGACCUGCAGUGUAUGGUGUGGCUUUGUGAUGUCAGAAUUGAUGCCAGUUACUGGAAUGGAAAUGGAAAUGGAAAGUAGAUGCCUUUUCUUUCUCCUGACUUGCUGGCCCAUGUCGAUUUGGUGGUGCUCAACGGCACAUGCAGAGCGUUCUCAGAGACUCUGUGGAGAGCUCCGAUGAUGAAUUCUUUGAUGCACGGGAGGAGAUGGUGGAAGGAAAAAAUGCUAUUCUCAUAGGCAUGAGCCAGUGGAACUCAAAUGACCUUGUUGAGCAGAUAGAAACAAUUGGGAAGCUUGAAGGAAAUCAAGGUGAAGAGUCUGCAUUUUGCUCAUCUGGCUUUCUACAAGAAAAACAACGUGAAUUAUAUAGAACCUCUUUAAGAAAACAAAGGUUCCCUGCACAAGGCAGUAUUGAAAUACAUGAGGACAAUGAGGAAGGAGUUCAACACCAGAACUGCAAAACUCACGUGUUAAUUUUGAUCCUACAUGGGGGGAACAUAUUAGACACUGGAAGUGGAGACCACAGCAGCAAGGUGGCAGACAUCAACACCUUCAGUUCUGUGUUUGAGAAAGUGACCCGAGCCCAUUUCCCUGCCUCUUUGGGCCACGUUUUAAUGAGACUUGUUCCCUGCCCAGCAAUCUGUUCAGCAGCUUUCUCUCUUGUUUCCAGCCUAAAUCCCUACAGCUAUGAUGAGAGCUGUCUCAGCAGCAGUGAAGACCACAUCCCACUGGCUGCCUUGCCUUUGCUGGCUGUUUCAUCUCCUCAGUACCAGGAUGCAGUUGCCAUGGUGAUCAGUAGAGCAAAUCAAGUUUACAAUGAGUUUCUCAAAUCUGCUGAUGGGGCUGGUUUUAAUGGACAGGUGUGUCUUAUAGGUGACUGCAUUGGAGGAAUUUUGGGCUUUGAUGCCAUCUGCUAUAAUUCUAAUACAGCUUACGAGAGUCGGAACACUAGCAGGAGAGGAAGCAUCAGCAGCAUCCAGGAAAAUCCACUCUUAGCAGAGGACUCCAGUCUGGAUGACAGCAAACAGCUGAGCAGAAGCACUGUUGACAUCUCGGGAGUCAUGGAGGAUGAGAAGCCUCGGAAGCAGAGUGACUCAUCCACGUAUGACUGUGAUACCAUAACCCAGCAUCAUGCAUUCCUGUCCAGCAUCCACUCAAGUGUGUUGAAAGAUGGUGCAGAUCUUCCUCCUGUGGAUUCCAGUCUCUCAGAAGUAAAUCUGGGCCGAUUUGAAUUUGAGGUGUCUGAUUUCUUCCUUUUUGGAUCACCGCUUGGUUUGGUGCUGGCCAUGAGGAGCACUGUUCUGCCUGGUCUGGAUGUAUGCCAGGUCCGACCAGCCUGCAGCCAAGUGUACAGCUUCUUUCACUCUGCUGACCCCUCUGCCUGCAGACUUGAGCCCUUGUUGGAGAAAAGAUUCCAUCUUCUUCCUCCAUUCAGUGUCCCACGGUACCAGAGAUACCCACUAGGGGAUGGAAGAUCUCACCAGUUAGGUGAUGUUCUCCACAACCACAGUGCUCUAUUCCUUGAGAAUAGCUCUUUGAACAUGCCUUUCUCUCAGGAGAGUCCUGAAUCUCCAAAUACAUCUGAUCAACCACAAGGGAAAACAAGAAAGCUGAGCUUGGGCAGCACAAACAGUGAAAACUCCGGGUCAACUGAAAGCUUGUCAUCAGCAUGCCUCACCAACAUUACUGCAAAGUGGUGGGGAACAAAACGAAUAGAUUAUGCCUUGUAUUGUCCAGAUGUGCUGACAGCCUUUCCAACGGUGGCCCUGCCACAUCUCUUUCAUGCCAGCUACUGGGAAUCAACAGAUGUUGUGGCAUUCAUCUUAAGACAGGUGAUGAGGUAUGAAAAUGUAAAUUUUAAGGAAAGUGACAACCUGGAUCCAGAAACACUAAGUCUCUCCAAUCCACGAGAAAAAUGGCUACGCAAAAGAACACAUGUCAAAUUGAGGAAUGUGACUGCUAAUCACCGAGCUAACGAUGUCAUUGCAGCAGAAGAUGGUCCUCAGGUACUAGUUGGGCGCUUUAUGUAUGGACCUCUGGACAUGGUGGCUUUAACAGGUGAAAAGGUGGAUAUCUUCAUAAUGACUGAGCCAUCUUCGGGUAGGUGGGUGUAUUUUGACACAGAGAUAUCCAACAGCAGUGGACGAAUAUCCUACAAUAUACCUGAACAGAAGAGAUUGAGAGUUGGUGUGUAUCCCAUCAAAAUGGUGGUCAGAGGGGACCAGAGCAGUGCUGCAAGUUACCUCACUGUACUGCCCCGAGGAAUGGAAUGUGUUGUGUUCAGCAUUGAUGGUUCCUUUGCAGCAAGUGUUUCAAUUAUGGGAAGUGACCCCAAAGUCCGAGCAGGGGCCGUUGAUGUUGUCAGGCAUUGGCAGGACCUGGGGUAUCUGAUUAUCUAUAUCACCGGCCGUCCAGAUAUGCAAAAACAGCGUGUGGUUUCAUGGUUGUCCCAACACAAUUUCCCACAAGGGAUGAUCUUCUUCUCAGAUGGACUUGUUCAUGACCCACUGCGACAAAAGACCAUUUUUCUCCGGAAUCUCAUGCAAGAGUGCCACAUCAAAAUCUGCGCCGCAUACGGUUCCAUGAAGGAUAUUUCUGUGUACAGUGUUUUGGCUCUGUCGCCAUCCCAGAUCUACAUAGUUGGACGAUCCACAAAGAAAUACCAGGCACAAUGCCAAUUCCUCACUGAAGGUUACGCAGCCCACUUGGCCUCGCUGGAGUUCAGUCUCCAUUCACGACCCAAAAGGAACAACUCUCGGAUGAUUUUGAGAAAAGGCAGCUUUGGCCUCCACUCACAACCUGAGUUUUUGCGCAAGAGAAACCAUCUCCGCCGGACUAUGUCUGUACAGCAACCCGACCCACCUUCUUCAAACCCCAAGCCAGAGCGUGCUCAGAGCCAGCCUGAAUCAGACAAAGAUCAUGACAGGCAUUUGCCUUCCGUUGCUUGGGUUCGAGGUGGAGUUCACAAAUUUGAAUCCAUUCCCUAGGAGGAUUGGGAAUGUAGAUCUUGGGUGCACCCCAUUAAACUCGUAGGCAUGCCUCAAAGAUAGUAUUUAGGCAGCUCCAAACUAAGAGAAGUAGACAGGAAUUUGUACCUUGGAGUCUUCCCUGUUCUGAAAUCUGCCUUCUUACACCAAGUGGGGCACUUUCAGUCUCUUCCUCUUAUCAUGUCUAUUGAGGAAGAUUAAAACAAUCUAAAACUAUCACAAGCUUAUCAUCAUAGCAACAGGUUAUUUUUUGGAAUAGAUAUAAUGUGUGCAAUAAGAGGAAAAGAUACUGAUUUUACUAUGAAGGAUUGUGGUAUCAGCUAAUUAGCUGCAUCCAACAGUGUAAAGGGUAGGUCUGACAGGUUACAGAGAAGGUUUAUGCUUUAAGCAUUAAGUAGUCAUGUCUGUUUCCACUUCACUUUUCAAUAAAAGUGAUAAAGGGAAGCAGCAGUGGAAGCUACAAUAACAGGUGGUUCUGACUUGUACAACAAGAUGCCUUCUGGGUGCAUUAAACUCAAGGUUUCCUUUCGGCCUAAAGUGUUGGUCAACAGACUCCAACAUGGGCACUCAUGUUUGUGUGAGGUGCUGGAAAAAUAAAAGAGAGAACUUCACUUGUGAACCAAACAUAAAAACUUCAUGUUAAAAAUGUAUGUGUCUGCCACAGUUUGAACACAGUUAGUGUUGUUGUAAACAAAGUAGUGUGCAACUGUACAAAGAUCACAUUGUUGGUGGAACUUGGUGACUGUGCAAAAAUGUGUGGACUACUCCAAAGAAGAUGGCUCUGAUGAUCUCAAUCCGAGAGUCAGAUCCUAGGAGGGCAAGUUAAAAGGAACCGUUUUACUAAGGGAUCUGCAAACUUCAGAGCAGUUACUUUUUUAAAUUAUUAACUAGAAUCUUUACACUGAAGGGGAAAAAAAGGUAAUUAAGUAAAUUGAUAAAUUGUUUACCUUCUCAUGCUUCACAGCAACUGCUGUAUUAAGACAAUCUGUAGCAUUCAGAAUUAUAGCAAUUUGAGCUUCAAAGGGUGGAAACAUGCAAAAAUACAGGUGCCAAAUAGACAUUUUUCUACUGAUUUAAAUUUCUCUCUGAUCUCACAAUGGACUUACUGGAAGUAAAAUGUGACGUUUUCCCUAAGUAGUAGUAUUUCUUAAGCAUUAUGGUUACUUUAACAUAGUAGCAGUUUGCAGAUUCUUCAUGCAGAUACUUCCACGGAAAUUCAUCAAGAGAACUUUAAUGACUAAACUGACGCAUGUUUUAAAACCUGCAAUGAAGUUAUAACUGCACAUAAAAACCCAUUUUUUUAGAGUUAAAAAUAUAUAAUAUUGACACGGAAAAAGCUUGAAGUCUAAAGGACAUUCUUUUUCCAGGUUUGUUGUUUGUUUUUUAUUUCAGGGAAUUGGAGUGGAGAGGGUGUUGAGCCUCUCCAUCUCCCUUUCAGGUUUUGCUGGACCAGAAAGAGUCUUUCACUGAGUUGGUGAAUGAUUUCGAAAGUUAACAUGUAAAACAAGAAAUGCAAUGGAAAUGUAAUAAGACAGUGCAGAAGUAAAGUAAGUCUUUACUCCCUGUUAACCCUGAAGCUUCAGUGGACUUUUGGAAGGGUGUAGGAGUGUAGCUUUUGUCUUAAGAGGCAGCAAAAUAGCUUGUAAGUGGUGAUCUUUGAUUUAUAUUUUCAGACAUUACUUGACAAGAUUGUCAGUUGCCUAUUUCAAACUUCCUGAAAUACGUCUGGCACAUUAGUAGUUGGUUUUUUGUUUUGUUUUGUUUUCUAAUGCUUCCUUUAAGGGAAGGGGUAAUCUCUGCUGAAGAUUAAGGAAAAGAUGUAAAAAUUUUGGUAGCAAACACUCUUUGGGAGCAGGUAAAUACAUUUCAAGGGGCUGGGGUUUUGUGCUCUAGGGUUUGCUACAAAAGCUAAUUGAACGGUAGUUUGCAAACUACAUUGAAACAGUCUUUACAUUUACAAAUGCUUUCCCAGUAGUAUCAUUGCUUUUGAACCCAUGAAAUUGAAGGAUUUAUUCCAUGUUCUGUCUCAGCCCAUUGCAUGUAUUAAUUCUAAUCACAUAGUCCAUUUCUUCUCUUCUGUGUUGCACUAGGGGGAGGUUGCACGGUGGCACCAACCUCCAUCUCCUAGUGAAUUUACUGUUAGCAUGCUCCUGCUUGUUAGUUUUUAAUAGCAUGGGAAUCCAAGGCUUGUGAGAGAGGAACUUACUAGGAAAAUUUUAAGUUUGCUGCAGAGUCUAAAAUAUUGACUGAUCGAAAAGUUCUUUGUAAGCAUUGGGUGUUGUGUAGCAUGUCUCCUGACAGUAAUCGCUAUUUCUGUUCAAAGCUACUCUUGCUUUAGUCAUCUACCUCUAUCACCCAAGAGACUUAAACCUAUUUUUUUUGUUUUAAAUUGCUGUAGUAGAAAGGUCUACUUCCUUUCAAAAGAGGAAUCUGUGUAAUUCUGUGACUGUAUUGAAGGAAAUAGUGUCUGAGUACAAGGUUAGAAAAAUCUCCGAGGUUAUAAAGGGCUGUCUUUUACUCUUGGAGACAUAAUGUCAUUUUACAGGGUUCCAUGUCAUGAAGACUCUGAUAUUUCUAUUAAUAACCGGGUCACCUUUACAGUAGUCACUCUGCUGGCUUCCUUUAAGAAUAUUAGGAGCUAAUAGCAGUAAAACGUGUGUGUGUGUGUGUGUGGGAUUGUGUGUGGUAAGAAUUUCAAAGUUUCUACAACAUGGUAUUAAAAUCAAGCUGAAAAUAUUCUCCCUAAGUUUGUUCUCAUACAGUAUAUGAGAGCUUAUAUGGCAUUUGCAUAAUUCAAGCACUACUGACUGCUCAUAGCUGGAAUGGUUUAUCUUGUGAUCACAUGCUCCAGCUGUGCACUUCGGCAAAAUAGUGAUACAGGCAUUUUAGUUACACACAUGAAACUGCAUCCAGUCAUUCACAGGCAUUCAUCUUGCUAUUGGAUUUCAGUUCUACUUGUGUUUUCAUAGAAAAUCAGUCUCCUAGGCAGGCCAUUUGCUGAGGGUAAGUUUGAUCCUACAGUCAUCUUAUUCUUGAUUGCAAGUCCUCAUUGCUGCAGUUUCUGUGCAGUCAGCACUCACUUAAACUGUACAGACAAUGAAAGUGCUUUAGCAUACACGGAAGGACAGAGGUGUAUGCCCACAGAACAUACAUUAGACUUAUCAGUUGCAGCACCGUAAGUUGUUUAGUGCCUCCAGUGUGUAACAGAGAAGCACAUUCUUUUAACAUGCUGAAUGGAGGAAGGAAUAAAUGAAAUUGUAAAAUGCAAAAUUGUUAGUCCAGUGGGUGCUAAUGCUACAGUGCAAGUAAGCCACAGUUGGAAGCAUUUACUUCUCGUCCUGUUGAUAUGGAUCCAUUUUAAAUUACUGUAAAAAAAAUGGCUGUGAUUAAUAGCAGUGGUAGAGUUAUUGGAGAUAUUGUGAAAACACACCUUCACAACUGUGGUGUUUUGGUUUUGUCUGUGUGUACAUGUGUAUAGCUACUGGAAGACACUUAAGUUUUGGUCCUGCUCUCACAGCAAAUUUGUAACCUAUAUACAUUUAAAAAAAGAACAAAACCAACUCAAACACAGCAACAGUGGCUGUCUGUUCAAUUUUGUUGUCUAGCUAGGUAGGUUUGGAACAAAAUAUCAUUGUAUAGAUUGCAGAAUUGAAUAGUGAUGUUAAUCCAAAUCUGCUUAUUUUGAAUGACAUUUUUGUUUGCAUACACUAGUGCUCUUAGAAUAGAUUUUUGCUUGACCAAAGUCUUCCUGUUUAGUUUUGUGGCAUGGUUUAUAUCUAUUCAGCAUAAAAUUCUGUUAGGUGUGGAAAUGACAAAGUACUGGUAAUUCUUAUUCAUUGGGGUUCAUGAGAGCCGUCAUUUUUAUUUGUUUACAUUAAACUAGUCUUAAUUUAUACAGAUUACUUCACUUUUUCCUCUAAUACCUAGAGAAGUCACUUCCAAACAGCUAAAACUUUCAUUGGUUAUGUAGAAGGGGAACUAUCUAUAAACUAGAGAAAAAAAGUUACACACCCUGGUCUAUGCAGGACAACGACAUUUUUUUCAGAAGCCCCACUAUUCUGCAAAAUAGCCUUUGUUUGUCAUUACUAGUGAACAAGUUCUCCUGUUUAUACAUUGCAGUCUUUCUUUAGCCAGGACACUACGAAUGUGUGUAUUUAACAAAUCCUCAAUACUUGGAUCUAUAAUAGCAUCAUGUCCUUCAUGGAACAAAUUUAUAAAGGGAAAAAUUAUUUUUUCCCCUUCUUUCUAUGUAGUUUUCUGUUUUAAAUUUGCUAAAAGCUUUUUUUGUAAGCAUUUAAAAUAUCUGAAACCAGUAGGUAUUUUUAAGUUUUAAAAUUUGUAGGUCCAACAGUUGUUACUGAACAAGUAGGAUUUUCCCCAGUUUUUUUUUUCCUUCGUGGCAUCUGGGCUGCAGAAAGGUGAGUGCAUCGUCAUAGGACUAGAUGAUUGGAGCAGGGGUAUCUUUUUGGUAAACUCAUUGGCUUGAUAAUGGAGAGAUGAGGAUUAUACACCACAAUUUCAUAAUUUUUCUGAUUAGACAGUGACACGUGGUGUAUGAACUGAAGAUCUCUGCAUUAAUUGUUCAUGUCAGGCAUGCAGGGGAGAAAGUGGCACUUUGAUCCUCAUCUGGAGCUGGUACAGGAUAGAAUUCCUAUAAACUUUUCAGCCUACCUUUCUCAGCUUCUCUAGAACAAUGAUUCCUCGUGGUCCGUGGUCAAAGCUUAAGCAGGAAUAGUGGAUUUGUCAACGUAAUUAAGACUUCUGUGAUGUUUAGUCACUCGAGGUAACUAUAAAUUCCUACAGCUGAGCCUAAAUUCAGAACCCCCAUAAAAAUGGAAAAAAAUAUGUUUCUGGAUGAAAAUAUUCGUUUUUCAGAAAUAAUGCCUGGAACAGCUAGAAUCCUGUGCCAUGGGGUCUGGAAUUGAGAGCAUGUGUUGGCCCUUUCACUCAUUUUAGGUCAAGCCCAACAGACAGGAAUUAUUACUGGGGAAGAUAAAUUUUACAGUUCAUUUGUCAUUUGUAUGGAUGUAUAGAACAUAGGAGGGAGAAAAGAGAGAGGCAGGUUUACUGUGACAUGCUGGGAGAUGGUCUACCAGAGAUUGCAGCAUUGAGAAAUGAUUUACAGAUAGCAAGUUUGAAAGGUAGGGUUAUUCCUGGAUGACUGGUGUACAGUCCAGAAUGGCUCCUCUCACAGAACCCCAAGGCUUAUGCAUAACUUGUUUUUCUAUUUGUGGGGAAGAGAAGGGGCAGUCCCCUUACAACUGAAUUCACACAAGAAAACUUGAAAUUGUAGGUGUUCUUUCAGUCUAUAGUUUUAUUAAGUGCAUACUUUUAAAUAUUGUCAGUGAGAAGGUUCUAUCUGGUGACAAAUGUUUAUAUUUCUUAUGGCUACCUUGUAAAGAUUCAAAAAUGUACAAUAAUUUCUUAAUAUGAAAUAAGGAGUACGAUUUCUACAACUGCUAUAGAUUUUGAUGUGAGCUGGUUUUUAAAAUCUUAAAACAGAUUGGCCACUUAAAUAAAACCUUCCUUGCCUUUAAACAAA